This is a messenger RNA of Dicentrarchus labrax (European seabass), 5306 nucleotides long. Its product is annotated as myotubularin-related protein 7-like. The coding region runs from base 295 to 2286 and encodes 663 amino acids. The record is from RefSeq and is a predicted model, not a curated record. Gene Ontology annotation, molecular function: phosphatase activity. The transcript is spliced from 14 exons. Lineage: Eukaryota; Metazoa; Chordata; Actinopteri; Moronidae. Gene Ontology annotation, biological process: dephosphorylation.
UGUUAUCAGCGUCACUAUCCAUCGGAGACAGAGACAGAGGGAGCGCGGGUACCGUUAACGACGGGUGGCGGUGGGAUAGAAUCGUUCCCCUUCCAGAUUAACCAAACAAAGCCGCGAUACGGUGGGACGGAAGUCAUGGAAAAUAUUCCAGGGAAGGUCUGGAACGGCUGCCACGGAGAAUAUACCUCAUUUGUUGACGUGAAACGGGGAAUAUAACAACAUACGGUAGACCACACAACACACACAACACGUCGGGCUACUCUUUCUCCAUCUCCACCAUUUUGGUUGUCAGUGAUGGAGCACAUUCGGACGCCCAAGGUGGAAAAUGUGCGUCUCCUGGACCGGUCGUCGGGCCAGAGGAAGGCCAGCACUGGGACUCUCUACCUUUCUGCCACGCACACCAUCUUUGUAGAGAACAACCCUGAGACACGCAAGGAGACAUGGGUGCUGCACAGCAUGGUGAACAGUGUGGAGAGGCCACCCACCAUCCCUGCAGGGAGUCAGCUGAUCCUGCAUUGUAAGGACUUCCGGGUCUACCAGAUCCUCAUUCCACAGGAGAGAGACUGUUUGGACGUCCACACCUCAUUGGUCAGGUUGUCACGACCAGAGAAGUACAGCGAGCUGUACUGCCUGUCCUUUAAUCCCAAUGUGAACAAAGAGGACAGAGAAGAGUCAUGGAACUUCAUAGACCUCAUGACCGACUACAAGAGGAUGGGAGUUCCUAACAACCUGUGGGUUGCUACAGCAGCCAACAGUGAAUACAGGGUGUGUGAUACGUACCCAUCAGAGCUGUUUGUUCCAAAGUCAGCCACGCCUGCCAUCAUCGUGGGCAGCUCACGGUUCAGGAGUCGGGGACGCUUUCCUGCCCUGUCCUACUUCCACCAGGACACGCUGGCAGCAGUGUGCCGGUGCAGUCAGCCACUGUCAGGCUUCAGUGGACGCUGUCAGGAGGAUGAGAUGAUGCUGCAGGCUGUGAUGAAGUCCAACCCUGGCAGUGACUUCAUAUAUGUGGUGGAUACAAGGCCCAAGCUGAACGCCAUGGCGAAUCGAGCCGCAGGUAAAGGCUACGAGAAUGAGGACCACUACACUAACAUCAAGCUGCAGUUCAUUGGCAUUGAAAACAUUCACGUAAUGAGGAGCAGCCAGCAGAAAAUCAUCGACGUGGGUGAGAUGAGAUCGCCAUCCAUGACUGACUUCCUGUGGGGUCUGGAGAACUCUGGCUGGCUCAAACACAUUAAAGCCAUACUAGAUGCUGGGGUCUUCAUAGCCAGGGCAGUUGCUGAUGAAGGUGUGAGUGUGUUGGUUCACUGUUCAGAUGGCUGGGACAGGACGGCUCAGGCCUGCUCUGUAGCCAGUAUACUAUUGAACCCAUUCUACAGAACCAUUAAAGGACUCAUGGUGCUGAUAGAGAGAGACUGGGUUUCCUUUGGACACAAGUUCUCCCACAGGUACGCUCACCUGGAUGGAGAUCCUAAAGAGGUGUCCCCCGUCAUCGAUCAGUUCCUGGAGUGUGUGUGGCAGCUGUCUGAGCAGUUCCCAUGUGCCUUUGAGUUCAACGAGCGCUUCCUCGUCGCCAUACACACACACGUCUACUCCUGUCAUUUUGGGACCUUCCUGGGUAACUGCCAGAAGGAACGCAGGGAUAUGAGGCUUCGGGAGCGGAGUCAUUCUGUGUGGCCUCAGCUGUGGAAGGACAGAGCCGAAUACACCAACCCUCUGUACAAGGCCGAGCUGAGCCAGACUCAGGGCGUCCUGAGACCCAACACCACCCCCUACUGCUUCAAAAUGUGGAAGGGUCUCUAUAACCACAUGGAGAAAUCAACACCUCCUCGCCAGUCGCCUGCCGACUUCCUGUCCGCCGUGAGGGAGGAGUCCCAGCAGCUGGAGGAGGAGCUGACCAAUCAUCAGGAGAGGAUAGCAGCCCUGACAGGGAAGCCAAUCACGUGGGAGCAGAUCAAGGUUCCGAGGAGGACGACUAGCCACCUGCAGCAGAGACACUGCGGGCCGGACCCGCCCACCACUUACACAGACCCAAUCACCAGCCCUGCACAGGACAACGGUCACGCACUUUCCUCUGAACCGGCCAAUCAGAAGGCUCAAACCAAGGACCCCGUCCUCAUCCUGCCUCUAGGGCCACACACCCACCUCAAGAGCCACGACCCCGACGACCUCUCCACCUGCAGCGACCUAGAGUCGGGCGUGGCCGACCUCAGCAGCCGCUCGUCCAGCGGCGGGGAGGACAGAAAGGACCCGGACUCAGAUGAGGUUGCCUUUGCUACUGCCUGACUGGAAAAAAGGGAACCCUGCAGCCUGGCUGGAAGGUGAAAGAGGAAGAGGCCGCUCUUACAGUAGAUAUUUAUUCAAACACCUGGAGGGAGCAGAGGCAGAGUUAAAGAUGGCGACUGACUGACUGAAAGGCGGUUGGAUUUUAUGUCUUGUGUUUUCGUAGUCUAAAGGGAGUCAGAGAAACCUCACCGGCUGUUUUAACAGUUCACCUUUUUGACAAAGGCACUGAAAGACGCCAUUUUAAUGUUUUAAUUUGACAUUUUUUUAAUUUGUAUGUUUUGUUGCAGUUUUUUUUAUAUGUGGAUAUUGUUUAGGUGGGCUCAAUUACUGUCAAUUGCACUUAGUUUAAAGAUUGCACUGUUACUACUGUGAGACGGACAAAUGUUACGUGAAACCAGACUAAUAAUGUCGGACACAGGUUCGAUGAGGGGAGGGAAACAACCGGCUGAAACACUUUUCAGAGAGUAGAACAAACACACUCACUAGACCAACCUUAACUUGGGUCCAUGUUUAUCAUGUCAACAACAUGAUGGAAGAUUUACUGAAUGAUUGAUUUACAUCCAGUCUUCCUUCUUCAGUGUAAAAUAAUAUGCAUUAUGACGAUAGUAAUAAUAGUUUUUCCUCUGAGGUAUUUGUUUGUAGGGCCAGCAGACAUUAAGACACACUGGUAGCAGCGGAUACAUGAGCUCAAUAACUGACCUGCUUUCGGUAACAUCAUUUCUCCUUGACAGUCUGGAUCAAGUUAGGUGUGAGGGGCCACUAGUAAAGCACUAGAACUCCGUAAUAUAUAUAUUAAUAUUAAUAUAAUUAGAAGCUGAUUCAGAGUCGCUGAAUGUGAACUUAUUUGUUCAUGUAGAGCAAAGUGGGUUGUUUCCAGUGAGUUUAAAGGUUUGGACUCUGGAUCAGCCCUCCAUUGUCCCAUCUGAAGCUGAAUGGAAGAACAGAAAUGGAGCUAUAGAGCUGCUGCUAGGAGAACUGUUAAAUGUUGUAUUUGUACUCUCCACACUGGGAGGCCAGAGAGCCGACCGUCUGAAUCCACUCUUAUUCCCUGAAGCCUCGUCUUCGGUUGCACUCAAGUCAAGUUAAAUUAUUUCCUUCCUUUUUUACUUGUCCUGGACUUCUCCCAAACCAUAUCACUCAGCCUACUAUUACUGAAGCCCAUAGAGGUUAGCGAGUAUUUCUUCAUUGAAAGAAGAACAAAGAGCAGCACUGAAGACUUUUCUCCAUGGAGAAGAUGUUUUUGCCGCCUUUUUAGUUUAAAGAACGGUGUCAAAGGAUGCUGAUUGGUCCGGUACCACUUUACUGACCACAAACACAGACUGAAGCCUGGCAAGAUGGAUUCUGGCGCGAUCUGGCGAGUCCAGCUGCAUCGUAAGGUUAGUCUGUAGCUGGUGUCAAUAAAGGACUACAGGCUGUUUGAGCUUGGAGCUUGACGGUAACAAUAUGGCUACUUAUGUAAAAUAAAUAGUCAAACUGCAGGAAUUCAUUUGCUUGGCAACGUUCUAUCCCUUUGAUUAGCACCCAGUUUAGCUUCCUGCAGAGUUUAAAGACGAGCAGCUUAAAAUGAAAACUGGAUCCUCCAGAGGCUUCCUGUGAUGAAAGUAUAACAGGGAGAGAAUAUGUGCCACAUUUAUUUCUGGAUGGAGGCUUCAUGAACUAGUUUGGUCAUUAGAUGAGAUUACCAGAAACAAGAAUCAGCAAGAAGAAAAUAUGAACAAAAAUAUUCCUGUUUACAACAAAUGUUGGGAUACAGUAUUUUCUUUUGUCUUUUUGUGUGCAAUAUAUUAUUUAAAAGCCAUGUAGUCUUCUGUUUUGUUCCAGUGUACUGUAUGACAUUCUGUAAGGACCUGAUAUCCACACUCAUGUAUUAAUCCUCAAACCAACUGAAUCCUUCAGAUGAGAAAGUGGGAGGUUGGACUGAUGUGUGCUUCAGAAUCUAUAGUGUGUGUCCUUUCAGGGGAUCUGUAACUUUUUACCUUCCCACUUUGAUGAAUUACCUGCGCUGUCCAGAGGGAUCUCUGUGUGGACGUGCAUUCUGUAUUUGAACAAGCGUUUACAGUGUGUGGCUGUGUGCUAUCUAAGAGUUGACCUAUUGGUUUGUAAGUGUAUUUAAAGCUGACAGUGGCUCCCAAUGAACACCACUGGCUCCCUGUACUGCUCCUUUAAUGUGGGUGGACUCGAGGCAGACUCAGGUCACAGAUUUGACCACUUCAUCAAAAAAGACUUGCAACUUAACUUGGACUUUAACACCAAUGACUCGUGACUUCGCUUGGACUGGAGCCUUUUGACUGGAAAAGACUUGAUACCUUCCCCCAGCCCCAAACAUUAAAAAGUAUGUUCCAGCAACUGGAUGCUUCAUUCCCUAGAUCCACUGUGUUUGAACCAAUCGGACAGGAUCCAGUCCAGUUGAUGGAAAGAACUAACGUUGCAUUACUGAGCACCAGUUGGAAGAAAUGUUACCAAGGAGCAUUUAGUUUCACCCGUCCUGUGGUUAAAAUAGCAUUACAUUUGGGAAGAGCGCAUUAUGGCUUGUUUAGGACUCAAAACUCGAAGUUUAGGACUUGUGACUUGCAAAACAAUGACCUGGCCCCACCUCUGGGACAGACUAAAGAAAACUGUAUUCCAAACACAUGCUAACUGAGUAGUGCACUGAAGGUGACCAACUGUUUUAGCACAGAUAUCAUCACGUAGCCCAGUUUUUUAGGUCUUGGAAAUCAUGUAUACACUUGACAUUCAUACCAACAAAUCAAGAAAAAAAAAAGAGGACAGGUUUUUCUUUCCACUGUUGGUAUAUUAAACAAAGUGUCCCCGUCCCUGCUCGCCCAGCGGCAGUCAUUGGCUGGUGUGCCGACAUGCAGACACACAGAAGGUAAAGAACAUCACCCAGUGUGUGAUGAAUGACUGAAUCUCCUCUUCCUCUUAACUUGUACAUUUCACUGUAGCCUGUGGUGUGUAUGUAUGUGUGUGUGUUCCGUAUCCAUUGAUGUGAAUGAUCUAUCAAUAAAGGGACAGUACUGCAA